Molecule: messenger RNA, 336 nt
Organism: Soboliphyme baturini
Lineage: Eukaryota; Metazoa; Nematoda; Enoplea; Dioctophymatida; Soboliphymatidae
Source: the annotation of a GenBank genome assembly
AUGUCUAGAAAUAGACGAUCUUCAUGUCUCGUUUUUUCGACGAUGCGUUUAGCCGUUAAAUUUGUCAUGAAAUGUCACAUAAAUAUUUAUUUCUUGCAGUUCCGAAGGUCCAUUGGCAUCUUUCCGUCGACCUGCGUAGCGAGAGUUUACUCGAAUGAACGAGUCAUGCAAGUCUUGCAGAACGUUAACCUGUGGGACGGGACCAAAAGUCUCAGGCUGUAUCGAGACCAGGUGGUGUUCGCGGAGAGCGAGGAGCCAGACGGACUGGUUCCUAUUCGAACAGAAAAGGAUCACCGGAUUAAUUGCCCUGCAACGUAUUUGAUUUGCCUUAACUGA